Trematosphaeria pertusa is the source of this 1836-nucleotide messenger RNA. RefSeq lists its product as uncharacterized. The transcript has 3 exons. NCBI's taxonomy places the organism in Eukaryota, Fungi, Ascomycota, Dothideomycetes, Pleosporales, Trematosphaeriaceae. The record is from RefSeq and is a predicted model, not a curated record. The coding region runs from base 455 to 1450 and encodes 331 amino acids.
GCUGGGGGACUUGGCGUAAACGUGCAGGCCCCCACGUCGGGUUGGAUUCCUUGUGGCGCUCGCGUGGGAGCAACAGUGCAUGGCUACGGCCCCCUCAGCUAGUCCGCAGCCCAAUCGACAGCGCGCGAAUGCGCCUGCUCGGAAUGGCGUUAUCGAUGGCACACAAGUUAUCGGCAUGCAAGAUGCCAUUUGGCCGCCGCUGGCUGGAGCUUGGCGCUUUGACCCCUCGCAGGCCCCAUUCCUGAGCAGUUCGUCAUUUCAUUGAAAAGGAAGCAUCGCCUUCCACCGCCUUCUAUCACCCUCACCCCUCUCGUCGCCUCCCGUCCCUUCUUCCUCCUCCGCCUUGUGGCCCGUUGGCUCUCUUAUCUGUCCUGAGGCCCUUCAAUGCAAACGUCAUCCGCUGAAAUCGUUGCGCUACAUGACUUUCAGCGACGGCAGCCAAUCGUGAGCUACCAUGGACCCGAUCAGCAACGGCUCGGAAAGCUUGACCCAGAGCCCCUUCGACAUCCCCCGUGAAGACGUCGACGCGCUCUGCGCAUCUGAGGGCUUCCGGGUGCUGCGCAGCUAUCUGGCGAAAGAUGCAGACUUCUGCGCGCUCCAUUCGGCAUGCGAUCAGCCAGCGGAGGAGACAUGGCUACUCCACCGCGACCUGCUGCAUGCCCUGAUCAUGCCCGUCGUCGAGCUGUUCCGGCGCGCCUCGGCGCUGGCUGAGGCCGCCCUAUGCACCCACAAAAGCGAGGACCUAGAGCUCGCGUUUGCGGGCGAGGCGCGCAGUGCUUUCCUGUGGCUACAGUGCUUCAUCACCGAGGAGGAGGAGUGGUGCCGUACGCGCGGCUGUCCUGCUUGCGUGAUAACGGCGACGCUCAGCACCGAAUCGCACAUACGCUUAACCAUAGCCGCAUCGCUCCUCUCUACUGCCUCCGUCUCCUCGCCCAACUCGUCGCCCGCAGCUUCGGCCACCUCCUCCCCGCCCACCUCACCCAUCAGCGAAGAGCCUUGCUCCUCCGGCCCCAGCCUCCCUCCCCUCCCGCACAUCCUCCCCGCUCUCCGCGACGCCCUCUCCUCGGACCCGUUCUGGGGCCCGGAUUACUGGUCAUACCUUUUCUCGCGCGCGUCACAACUAUCCGGCGGCAUCCAGGCUCUGAUUACCGAAUGCGUAGACCUGGAGUCCCUCGUCUCGUCGCCUACCCAACACAAGCCAGUCGCCAAGCGCAGCGUGACGACGCCCACGGACCAGUUCCCCGUGAGCGGCGGGGCGCCCGAGGAGAAGGGAGUGAAGCUGCGGAAGAGCAAGUUGGCUAAGCGCCAGCUGAGGAUGAAGGGCGAGGAGAUUGAGCUGAUGAGGAGGUGUGCAUUACAAACUUGGGCUAGGGCUGCCUUUCCCAGCAAAGUUCGGGGAGAAAUACUGGGACGGGGCGAGAAGAGGGUUAGGAGUUUGACCUGCCCGUGAAGAGCGCUGCCCGUCUCAUUUCAUUCCAGACAUCUUGCAGUGGGAGCUUCGCAGACCGGGCAGAAGAUUCGGGCGUUUGCAGCAUCGUUUAGCAGGGACCAUAAGAUACCACUAACAGCAUCUCUUUUCCUUGAGUCUACUAGAAUUACAAUGAAGGGCCUUUCCUGCCCCUACUUCUCUUUAUCUUUCAAGAAACACAACUGGCCCUCUGCCUUGCAUUAGAUUUUCCGUUGCAUCUCUGCAGCCUCCUACACCUUUUAAUGCGAGCCUUUUUGAGCGCCUGCGAUCGUGUUUUUGGAUUUCCGGCGGUCUAAAAAAAAAGAGGAAGUUGCGGUUGUCGGCCUUCGUUUCGCCUUCCGCGACCGUGGUGGCUUCAAGCUCACCCA